Molecule: messenger RNA, 1106 nt
Organism: Pseudogymnoascus verrucosus
Lineage: Eukaryota; Fungi; Ascomycota; Leotiomycetes; Thelebolales; Thelebolaceae
Exons: 4
Coding region: 309-1070 (253 amino acids)
Biological process (GO): ribose phosphate biosynthetic process
Molecular function (GO): sedoheptulose-bisphosphatase activity
Source: RefSeq, a predicted model, not a curated record
CAUGAGGGAGGUGGAGCAUAUUGAACCGGAUUUGAUUGAUAAAGGACGUUGAAGAAGAAAUUUGUAUUUCGUUCGUAUUAAAUUCGAUAUUUUGUUAUCUGCCAAGAAGAGGGUUCAACAAGUUCUAUAUACCGCCCAUCUUCCCCGCCGCCCCUGUCCCUCUCAAACCCCCCCGCGUUUCAACCCCGCCAUCCUUCGAAACCGUCGAGAAUCUGCUUCACCUCCGUUUCAGCUGAACCCGCAAAGCAACCAUAGAAACACACCCCGUCGAAGACCACCCCCCCCCCCCCGCCUCACCAACUGCCGCAAUGACUACACCCCGCGUCUUCGUCGUCCGCCACGGCGAGACGGAAUGGUCCCUGAACGGGCGCCACACCGGCACCACCGAGCUCCCCCUAACCGCCAACGGCGAGAAGCGCGUCAAAGCUACCGGGCACGCCUUAAUCGGGAAUGACAGGCUGAUCGUGCCUGGCUCGCUGCUUCACGUCUAUGUAUCACCCCGCCAUCGCGCGCAGCGCACCCUCGAGCUCCUAGACAUUGGAUGGGCGGAGAAGCUUCCCUGGGCUGAGAAACCAGACCCAGAUGUGCGGGUGCGCUGCGAUGCGUCGGUGGAGAUCACGGAGGAUAUUAGGGAGUGGGAUUAUGGAGAUUACGAGGGUGUUACGAGCGCGGAGAUCAAGAAGCAGCGCGAUGAGGCUGGGCUGCCGAAGUGGGAUAUUUGGAGGGAUGGGUGUCCGGGUGGAGAGUCGCCGGCGGAUAUCACGAAUAGGUUGAAUAGGCUUAUCAAGGAUAUACGCACGAGAUGGCACGCUGAUGUUAUUGGAACGACGGAGAAUGUGCCGAAGGAUGUGUUGAUCGUGGCGCAUGGACAUAUUCUGCGUGCCUUUGCGAUGUUGUGGGUGGGUAAGGCGAUUGAGGACGGGCCGAGUUUGUUGCUGGAGGCUGGUGGUGUUGGGACGCUGAGUUAUGAACAUCAUUCGCUUGAUGAGCCGGCUAUUCUGCUUGGUGGAAGUUUCAUGGUUGAUGUUGUUGAGAAUGCGCAGGAGGUGGCUGCUGAACAAAAGGCGUAAGGGAUAGAGUCCUGAUAUAUUGAGCAAUCUAUGACC